AUGGCCUCCACCUCGAGCCGCUUCCUGGCCGUGGCGCUCGUCAUGGCCGCCGUGCUCCUCAGCGGCGCCAACACGUGCCACGCGACCCGCCGCCUCGACGAGCUGCCGCUGCCUCAAGUGCCAGGUGUGCCAAAGCUGCCGAUGCCUGAAGUGCCGAAUCUGCCAGUGCCGGUGGUGCCCAAGCUGCCGAUGCCUGAAGUGCCGAAGCUUCCAGUGCCGCCGGUGCCCGAAGUGCCGACGGUGCCCCAACUGCCUGGCGUGCCCGGCGUGCCGCUGCCUUCCGCCGCGGUGCCAUAG
This is a messenger RNA of Miscanthus lutarioriparius, 297 nucleotides long. The record is from the annotation of a GenBank genome assembly. Lineage: Eukaryota; Viridiplantae; Streptophyta; Magnoliopsida; Poales; Poaceae.